Messenger RNA from Aspergillus wentii DTO 134E9, 707 nucleotides. RefSeq lists its product as uncharacterized. The record is from RefSeq and is a predicted model, not a curated record. Gene Ontology annotation, molecular function: RNA cap binding. The transcript has a single exon. NCBI's taxonomy places the organism in Eukaryota, Fungi, Ascomycota, Eurotiomycetes, Eurotiales, Aspergillaceae. Gene Ontology annotation, biological process: mRNA stabilization. The coding region runs from base 184 to 669 and encodes 161 amino acids.
UCCCCUUGUCCCAGGACUGCGGCGGCUAUAUCCCAUAGGUAAGUCCUUGUUUGACUGGUAGGUCUCGAAUGCCUCAGUCACUGAUUUCACAAUAGUCAAUAUGUGAAUUCUGCACAGCAUAUUCCUCUUCCAUUGAAUUCUCCCUCGACUACCGGGAUUGCUGAAGCCAAAUCUCCCCUGCCGAUGUUCUGGGUGAAGGAGAAAGACACCCCUAUUGAAUUUCUGCCUUCCGAUUUUGUCCACGAAUCUUACAAUGUUUUCCGAAAACGAGCUCUUGAGAAACGAAAUUUAACGGCAGCCCAAGGUGACCGUGACAUGGAUGUUUUGUACCAAUUCUGGUCGCAUUUCUUGGUCCAAAAUUUCAAUGCACAAAUGUACAAUGAUUUUAGGAGUCUAGCGCUUGAUGAUAUUUCUGCACGAUACGCCAGCUACGGGUUCAACAGGUUUAUACACUUUUACGGUGCUUCUUUGUCGAGCAACAAGGUCUUACCUGAUGAGGUUGUCCGAGACCUGGUUGACUUUGGCCGGGAAGAAUCUACGAGUCCAAGCGGGCGUAUUGUUUUCCAGACUUUACGUUCAGCCUGGCAAAGUCGAUCUUUCAACCCGAGAACCCGCAAAAAGAUUGACUGUGUUCUCGAUGCUAGCUUGAGAGCCGAACUGGAAAAGUGAUUUUGUUCCGUUUCAUUAUUUUUUAUUUUUUAUUUUCG